Messenger RNA from Podarcis lilfordi (Lilford's wall lizard), 13748 nucleotides. The record is from the annotation of a GenBank genome assembly. Lineage: Eukaryota; Metazoa; Chordata; Lepidosauria; Squamata; Lacertidae.
AUGAAACCAGACCUUCUCAGAAUGAAGGAAGUUGCAUUGAUUUAUCUUGACAGGAGUGGUGGCCUUCAGAAAUUUGUGAAUGCCUGCAAAUUAUACAAUGGUAGUAUUUAGCAAUUUUUAAAAUUAUAGUUUAAAUCAGGAAAGGGCAAUGUUGAUGGUUUUUACUUUCUACUCUUACAGAUUCAAAGCAAAGUUAUGCCAUUUUCCGGUUUCCUAUAUUGAUAAAUCCAUCUGAUAUUAUUGAGUUGGAUGCUACCCUUGGAAAUUACAUUUUGCAUAAACCUGUGAAGGCCACUCAGAUUUUUCAGUCUGUAAGGAAUCUCAUAUAUUUUGGUGAAAUUUGUUAAUCACUCUUUUAAACUGUAGUUGCCUUAUGAAAUGAAUUGGGUUUUGAAUUAUAGGUGUGUUUUACAGCAGUUAAAACACUGUCACUAAUUCAGCAGCUACAGACUGAAGCUCAGGUAGGUUUGAACUCUGCUUUUCGUAUUUCACUUUUUAAAGAAAUUAGUUGUAUUUAUAAAACAAUAUAGCUUCACUGACCUUUUAGUUUGUUGCACUAUUUCUUCUGAAAUGCGUUCAAGGCAUAUCUUAAUUAUAGUAAGCUUCCUUGGAAGUAAGCCCUUUUGACUUCUGAGUUGGCAUGCAUAGGAUUCCACUGUACAGUGGUACCUUGGGUUAAGUACUUAAUUUGUUCCAGAGGUCUGUUCUUAACCUGAAACUGUUCUUAACCUGAAGCACCACUUUAGCUAAUGGGGCCUCUUGCUGCCACCGCGCCGCCGGAGCACAAUUUCUGUUCUCAUCCUGAAGCAAAGUUCUUAACCUGAAGCACUAUUUGGAUUUGGAUUUCUGGGUUAGCGGAGUCUGUAACCUGAAGUGUAUGUAACCUGAAGCGUAUGUAACCUGAGGUACCAUUGUAGUAUCUGUUAUUUAUAACUGGCAUCAUCAUCAUGGUAUUUCUGUCUCUCUUUUUUCAGAUGAGCAUAGUGCUGAAACUAACACAUUUACCUUCCCUGCCCAGUUAUAUUUUCAGUCUUUGCAAAUUUCCAUUUGAUUACACUUCUCAGAGAUUUUAUAUGGCAGAGGGAAUAGUUGUUGCAAUGUCCACUGUAACAAAAUAUACACAAGGAGCAAGAUUUGUUUGUUGUGAUGAAAACUGUCCGUUUUCUGAAGGUACACCAACCUGGAAUCUUGAAUUCUAUUAUAACUUACUGACUUACACCAGUAAAUCCAGCUUUUAAAAAAUAUACCGUAAACUUGUACAAGACAUUGUAUAUAAAAUCUAAUACACUGCAUGUUGCUGACAUAUUUGCAAGAGCGUUAUAGACCUGUGAUUUCUCAUACUGGAUACACAUGAACAUCGUUUCACAAACUGAUUUUCCUACUAUCAAGCAGAUCAUUGGCUGUAGAAGGGACUAGGAGGAAAAAGCAGAGAAGAUAAUUGAUUUCUGUGUUCAUAACUUUUAUGCCUGCCUGUUGUGUUUAGAUGCAUCUCUGUGUCCCGCACUAUACUGGCUAGAUCAUUUGCCAUUGACCAUACCACUCAGCAGUAGUGUUCAGUGGAUUGUUCUCCAUCGUAUAUUCCAAAAAUUAAAAGAUUAUACUCUACUUCUGUUGUCUAUCAUGCAAAUAUUUCUGUUUGCUGGUGGACAACGGGUGGGAUUCAGACUUCUCCUUCUCCAUGGACAGAACGUUCCAUCCUCUCCUCUCCCUGCAUACUGUUCUGGGAGUUCUUCUGACCCCCUACAGUGGAUUUGGUGGAGAUGUGGGGGAGGGGAGGGGAGAGGGGAGGCUCAGCAGGAGCCAUUACAAUGAUUUCCGCUAGCAUGGCAGGUCUUAACUGAAUCUGACUAUCAUACCUUAUAGUCAACUGAGGACUCUGUAUUACGAUGGCAAAGCAGUGUGCCAUUCAAACAACUCUAAAAGGGGAUGCCAAUUUUUUUGGCACUUGCCCCAAAUGAAUGAACGGGAUGUCAAUAUUCUUUUCAAGUAGGUACACUAUCAGAGAUCAUUUGGUGAUGAUUAAUUAAAUUAAAUUGGAAACCUUUAUAAAUCAAUAUAUAGCACUUUGUGAAUGUUUAGAACUUUAAAUAUGGUCUUUUAUACACUUCCCCUAGGAUUUCAGUAUAUAAGAGUACAUACUCCUGGAGCGACAGAAUCUGCAACAGUGAGAAACAAUUUUGUGUGCACUUUGUGUACUUCACCACUGCGGGAAGAUAUGAAAUACAGAGUACUUGGUGGUAAACAUUAUAUAGUAGUUAUUAGCCCUAAAUUAUACCAUUUCAAUAGCUAUAUUUUUAUGGUGAGGUGUACUAUUGGGCAACAAGAGAAGGAAAAAACAUGGAGGAGGGAGUUCAAAGUCAUCCCUACAUCAAGUGAAGCUUAUAAUGUAUGCCCCAUGGUUACAUUGGGACUCUGAUAGGCUCCCCACUUCCUAAGUCUGAAUGUGUCUGAAAUACAGAUUUAACCCAGUCUCUUAGCAUUUUAUAGUGUGUGAAGAAAAUCUAAUUAGUAGACUUAUUUUUGAAUCACAAAGUUUCCUGAGGUUUCAGUGUCCCAGUAAUACAUGUUUGCAUAUGAUAAUUUCUUUCACCAGACAUUCACAGGGUUAUAAUUUAAAGACAAAAUGCUAAAAGGGAAGGGGAAAAGGUGGCUACCCCCAUACGUCUAUGGAGAUUGUCCUUUUAAACUCUGUACAAUUCAGGAAAGGACUGCACGUUAAGAUAUACCAUCAUAUUUUGAGGCCAUUUAAAAAAAAUAAAUUAGAAUUUCAGUUGUGUCAACACAAAGGAGGUAUUAGCUGGUUUAAGCAACUAAAAUGGGUCAGAGAGGAAAGGUGCCUUUGUACUAUCUUGUACUUUUUGUUCGUAAAACUGGGUUCUUUUUAAAGGAUUUUCGUAAAGAAAUUGCCCCAUGAACUGGACAAAAUUGUCCCAGCUUUGUUAACAUGAAACCAGCACAAGACAAAAGUACUGUAUUGGUCCAAAUAGAAGCCACACCCACAAAUAAGCCGCACCUUUAAAAUUCAAGGCUUAAUUGUGGGUGCGGCCUGCAUCCCAGCACUACUGCCCAGAACAGGGAAUGGGAGGUAGCCUGCGCCAGUGCUCGGCACUCCACUCCCCAAGCUGGCGCUGGUGCUCUGUUUCAAGCGAGCUGCAUGCCCACCUCCUGGCACUACCACCUCCUGGCACUCCCUCCCCAAGCCGGCGCUGGGGGAGGUUUGGGAGUUGUGGGUGGGCUGACCAUUGCCCUGCACUGCUUUGGGGGGGGGCAUAAGGUCAUGAAUAUAAGCCAAACUUUUAUGGCCCAAAUUUGGAAAAAGAUGCUGGUUAUAUUUGGACCGAUACAGUAGCUUGAUCCAUCCAUCCCAAGCCUGAAUGCAGGUUCGAUAUUUGUCUCGCGCAAGACAAACCAUGAGAUGUAGCAAGGUUUGUUGUAUGGCUUGCUGCUUGUGUUUGUCUUGAGUAAACAAAACAUGAGCCUGGGUUUGGAUGACACACUAAGCCAUCUCAUGACAUAGCUCUCAACAGCACCACGGCACACGCAGAGAAGGAGCAAAACAGCUGCAGUCUCCUCUCUGGGAGCCCACACGUGCUAGUGUUUGCGCUAAGUCAUGGUUUGGUUUAACAUUUUAUGUGAUUCAGAUCACUUUAUAACUUCACUUUUUUGACCGUUUUGUCAAUAGGUUAUAAAGCUUAGGAAGAGUAGUACUAAAGUAUUUGAGUGGAUAUAGUUCUGAGUGUUGGGAUGAUUUAGAAUGCUUUUUCUUUAAUAAUACUAAUCCCAGUUGGGCAAUUGGCUUGAGAUGGACUUCUGAUUAAUUUUUUAAAAUGUAAUCUUACGUUUUUCUUUUUUAAAGAUAAGCAGGUUAUUGAAAUAGUUGAUGCUAAAGCAAUUAGUGCUUUUCAAGGAUUUUCCAGCAGUAAAACUCCUUUCAGAUUUCAAUCUUUCACAGUUUUUCUAAGAGGUAAGUUUUGUGUUUAAUGCUAAUUUUUAUUAUUAGGCUGAUAAGUGUGGCAGAAUUCUGUUAGUCUAGCAUGUGUUAUACAAAAUAGCAUUUGGAUGGAAUAAAUCUUUCACUUUCUGAAUAGAUAUGUCUAUCAAUAAAAUGUGAAUGUAUAUGUAGAGAAGCUCAUAUAUUAGGAAAGGGGAGUAUGUGAAAAUAAAAUGUAGAGGCUCUUUUUAAAAAAUAAACACAAUCUUAUCUUGUCCUUGGAAUUUGACUUCCUCCUUUCAGUUCAUAUGAUAAAGCUUUUCUGUAAGUAACUAGGUUUUGUAACAUCCUUCCUCAAUCUAGCUACUUCCCUUAUUCUCUUGAGAUCUCUGCCAUUUCUGGUUUACAUAAUUCAUCCUCACAGAUUUUAAAAUAGGAGCCUAUUUCUGUGUUUCGGUUUUUGUUGUUUUUAAAUGGUUUGUUUAUGUCCUUUUGAGACAAUCAACUGAGAUUUUUCUCCUGCACACAUCUAAUUGAAAUAACUUGAACAAAAUCUGCUUUGUAUGUAAUGCCCUGAAAGUGUGGUUUUUCUUGCUUUAAAAGUUUGCCUGAAGUCUUUUUUAAAAGCCUUCUGAACACAGUUGACUGCAUGUUGAACCACUCAGAAUAACAAAGUUAAAAGUGGAUGAACCACAAGGCUGAAAUAGGUCAAUUAUGGAAAAAGUAGCAAAGGGACAGUACUGGCAAUAUAUAAAACAAUACUCCAAAACACUACAAGUCCCCUUACUGCAAUCAAAGCUGAAUGGGGACAUGACAUAGGAUAUGAAAUAAACCCAACCCAAUGGUCGAAGCUGUGGACUAAACCACCCUUUAAGUCUCUCUCAGGCAAGAGAAGGGAACUCACCCUGAAACUUAUCUACAGGUGGUACCUAAUACCACAUAAGCUGGUGAUGAUACACCCAGGAAUUUCACCUAAGUGCUGGAGAGGAACCACUGGCACUGACACACACCUCCAGAUGUAGUAGGAAUGCCCCAAAAUUCAAUCUUUUGGGAUAACAGUCUUACAAGAAAUUUGCAAAUUAACAAAACAGGUAAUAGAAGCAACUCCAAAAUUUGUCUUACUAAAUUUCUUCCAAGACAAUAAUGCACAUUCACAUGACAAAAAACUUAUAAACCACUUACUCUCAGCAGCUAGGAGUCUCAUAACCAGACAGUAUGGGAAACUGCCCUACGAGAAAAACUUAGCAACAAACUGAAAUGACCAUGGGACAAACAAAGGAUGCCUUUACCCAAGUGUGCUCCCCUUCAUCACAUACACAAGCCAACAAGACAAUGACUGAUCCCCCGCCCGACAACAUAUGAAUCAAUAUGGCUAAUGUAACCUAACAAUGCCCCCCCCCAAAACACUACCAAUCAACUGCAACCAACCAUACCUUGGGCCCUCUAACUUCUUAUUCUGUCAACAAUAAUAAGACACCUAUCCAAGUGACACUGACAAAAAAGCUCCACUCAUAUAUGCAAAAAUGAAAGUUUAAUGUGUCCUUCACCUUCCCCCUCUCCUAAAUUUCUUUUUCUCUACUUUCUCCCCUCUCUCAACCCCACAUUGUCUACAACAAAAAAGUCUCAAACUGAUUGUAUUUGAUUUGUAUGAAGGAUGCUACAAUUUAAAAACCGAGACACUGAAUGUACUUUUGUUACUUAUGGAAAACAUUCCAAUAAAAACUUUAAAAAGAAAAAAAUAUUUUAAAAGUAGAUGGAUUUGGUCACAUGAAUGCAGCUUUGUGUUCAAUCUUAUAAAUGCAGAAGGAAGAUGGUGGGAAUGGAUCAUUCCUACAGGUAACUCUUAUUUCUAUCCUCAUAAAGGUAAUCUAGCCUUUAUAGACCAAACUACAUAAAGCAGUAAGCUGGGCAGAGCAAUCCUAUGUGUGACUUUUUGCAAGUUAGGGAAAACUUUCAUCUUCAGUAAGCCGUUUGGUUACCAAAUGGCUGUUUUAAUUAAGCCGGUUUUCAACUGUCCCUGGUUUUUGAAUAGUUUUUACUGCUUCCAUGUUGUGUUGCUUCCUGCUGCUCCUUUACAGUGCAUGUUUACCUGAACUUUAGUUCCACGGCCCUUACUCCCAGGUAAGAGCAUUUAGAAUUGCAGUCUUAGUAUCCGUAACAUUUAAAAUUGUUUGUGAUCUUUUUUCCUGUUGUUAACUACCUAGCUUUUAUGAAUAAAGGCAGGGUAUGUCUUAAGCAGAUACAUACAUCCCUACAUGUUUAUUUGCUAAUUUAUAGAUGAACUAUCUAAUAAAAUGGAAAUAGGAAACAGGUAUAAAGUUAUAGGAAUUCCAGUCUGUAUGCCAAGCGGCAUACAAAUCACACUUUGCCUGGAAGCCAACAGUGUACAUCUCUGUAAUCUCACAGGUAAGGCAAGGGGAUAGUUGAAGUAGGUGUGCAUUCAGUUCCUGAUUGAACAAGUGGAGAUUUUUGUGUUUGUGUGUGUGUGUGUGUAUGUAUAUGUAUAGCAAACUUUUUGGGACUUUCUGUAUGAUUGAAAUUUGCUUCUUCCUCUCUCCCUCUCAAAUAUGAAUAAACAAGCUGUUAAAGUUGGUUUGAAUAAAUACAGAUCACACAAUUCACACUGUGUUUUAGAGGGCACUCUGUCUGCUAUUUCAGCUGGAUAAGAAUUAAGGUAAAGGUAAAGGGACGCCUGACUGUUUAGGUCCAGUCGUGACCGACUCUGGGGUUGCGGCGCUCAUCUCGCUUUAUUGGCCGAGGGAGCCGGCGUACAGCUUCCAGGUCAUGUGGCCAGCAUGACUAAGCUGCUUCUGGCGAACCAGAGCAGCGCAUGGAAACGCCGUUUACCUUCCCACUGGAGCGGUACCUAUUUAUCUACUUGCACUUUGAUGUGCUUUUGAACUGCUAGGUUGGCAGGAGCAGGGACCAAGCAACAGGAGCUCACCCCGUCACUGGGAUUCGAACCGGCGACCUUCUGAUCGGCAAGUCCUAGGCUCUGUGGUUUAACCCACAGCGCCACCCACAUGAAUGAGUGAAUUAAGUGAAUGGUAAUAGUAGUCAGAGAGUGCCCUCUACCUAUUAAUUUGUGAUCCAACAGCAUUUAAAUGACUUCACAUUUGAGACUUAAAUUACUUUUAAAUGUAUUUAUAAAACCUACAUUGCUUUUUACUAUCAAUUAUGCACUCUCCUACAUUUACAUUUACACAUUGCCCUAAUAGUAUUGGCGUCUUGUGCAGAUCUUGUUCAUUGGGUUUCUUUGUGGGCUUGCAUUUCAUCUGUAGUUCUGUGCUUAUUGUGGUAUCUGACUUUAGUCAUAUGAGUUAGGAUUUAGCCACAUUUCUGCUUCUCUCCCCUGCCCCCAACCGUGGAGUAAACUACUCUUUAGUGCUCAACCAGAGCAAACAGCAAUUUGGGUUUUCUCUUGAUUAAUGUUUGCUCCAGUUGAGCACUGAAAAGCAGGUUUUCCCUGGGAAAGGAGUAAGGCAAGAUGAAAACUGCUCAGAUCUGUGCCUAGAAAGCAUGGGUCAAGGGGAAAACCACGUUUGCUCCGAUUGAGCACUGAAGAGCAGGUUUUCCCUGGGAAAGGAGUAUGGCAAGGUGAAAAUUGCUCAGAUCUGUGCCUAGAAAGCAUGGGUCAAGGAGAAAACCACUCAGAUCCAGACUUUCUUGACACAGGAUAAGCAAAAAUGUGGACAAGCCCUUAGAUAUGUCUAGGUUAAGUCCAUUGUUUGCAGUUGGGUGCUCAUCGAGUAUGACUUGGUUGGAUACUACCACAUUGUAAAAUGCCUUGUUGUUUGUAGAAAGGAACCACAUAAAACUAUAUACAGUGGAACCUCGGGUUACGAAUGUGAUCCGUGCAGGAGGCACGUUCGCAAGCCGCAGCAUUGUGUCUGCAUACGCACGUGACGCGAUUCAGUGCUUCUGCACAUGCGCUGAAACUCGGAAGUAACCUGUUCCGGUACUUCUGGGUUUCGGCGUGUCCGCAACCUGAAGCAUCUGUAAACCGAGGUAUCACUGUAAAUGUACAAACAAUAGUUUACUUAAUUUCAUUUAGACAUCAUGAGGGCUAACUCACUGUGAACCAAGUCCAUACAUAUUGAAAUUGGGUAUGGAUAUAUUCUUUUGGAUCUCGCCUGAGGAUACAAGGUAGUAUUCUCAACUGACAGCCUGGGCAAACAAAGCACUGCAGAAUUGGGAGACCACAUAAUUAGACACAGUAGAGAAUGGCCCAAGUUACAGGGGCCGUUGAAGGAAUAGCCUGUUUUCAUUUAACAAAAUGAAACUGAUUUUAAUGUGUUCACACCUGCAAACCUGAGAAGCAAUCCUGUGACCACUUAGCUGGGAACCACGUUAAUCUACAUGCAUAAGAGUGAGCUUAAGGUGGGUGUUUGUAAAACUGUUUUUCUAGUUUUGUAAUUACAAAUGGAAGAUGUGAAACUGAAUAUAUUUGUAAAAAUUGUAAGAUAUGUUGUUCAUAUAGAUUCAUUUGGCUUUGGUGUGUUUUUGUAUUAGGCCCUUCCCAGAUCAGUGAAAAAUUUAAGUAUCUGCUUUCUUUGACUUCAAAGUCGUGUUGGAGAUUUACAGCUCUUCUGGCCAAUAGUUUUGCUUCACAAGUACUUCCACCAGGCAUUAACAACACUCUCAAACUAGCUAUAUUGUUAAGUCUAGUACAGACAAGUGACAGAAAUGACUUAACAGCAGAUUACCUGGAUAUUUUGGUAUUGACGAAUGAUUCACUAAUAUUAGAGAGGUAACUAAGUGCUCUUUUCUUUAAUAAGCAGAUUCUCUCCCCCUUUUGUAGGAUGACUGUGUAUACCCUUUAUUUAGCUUUGUGCAAAGAACAAUGUUGUUACUGCAAUUGUUCCAAUUUCUUAUUUUGCUUUUAAAGGAAAAUAUGUGAGGUAAAACAAUGCAUAUACUUCUUUAUUCCAAGGACAGAAUUAUUCUACUGAACUGCAAUGUCAUGUAAACUAAAAUCAUUUUUUAAAACACUUGAUUUCUUUUCCAAGUGUAUUACACAUCCAUAACUAAGAUAUCUACUUUCCCCAUCACCUAGAGUUAUGAAUUACAGCAUUAGUCUUGUUCCACGGGGCAUACGGCAUAUUCCAUCUGGUGAAGUUUUUCCUACUGUGUCCAAAGAUAAGCAUGGAACUGGAACUGCAAGCAUUCAGGCUAAUAGUGCUUUGCUGGCCAAAGGGGGAGUAUGCUUCAUUGGAGAAUUAUCAUCACAUAGGAAGGAUAAGCUUGAACAGUUGCAGUCAGGUAAACCAACUGAAAGUUUUGUAUAAUGCAGUACCUAAAAUCUGGCAUACCUUAUUUCAGUUAUCCAAAUGUCCAAAUACACUUUGACUUAAAAGCUCCCUUAUGCCAGGUUUCUGUCCAUCACAAUAUUUUUUCCACAGUAAGAAAUCAGAACUGCAACAGCUUUCUACAUAUCAGAGGAUAUCACAUUUUGUAUGCGUGUGUAAACCCACUAUGUUUAGUCACAUGGGCUGGCAAAUGACAAUUCUUGCAGAAUCACUUUACUUGCCUUGAUCAAAUGCAGCCUGUAGUAGUUUUCAUAUGAGAAAGAGCAAAACACUGGGAUAUUGUCUGUCUGCUAGCAGGGCAAUGUAUUGAUAAAGAAUAAUUAUUUUAAUCAUUAAAAAAUAAAAAAUAACUAAGGUGACAUUCAAUUGUGCCUGUAACUAGCGGAAAGGACUUCCGCUUGUACAAUGAGAAGGUCCCUUCCACUCCUGGCAGCUUCCACAUGUCCACCAAACCUACUGUUGUCAUAUCUGGAGGCCCUGGAGCAGAUUGGGGGAGGGCAUAUGUGGUGGAUACAGGGGAAAAGAUUGGGUAUCACCACUACCUUCUAAGAUAGAAAUUAGUAUAUUAUUCACCAAUUUCUAUGUCCUUCAAAAUAGGGAGCAGUAUAUCAACCUGUUCUCUGCUACAUUUUGAUAUGCAGCACUUCCAGUGCAUUUCUGUAAUUUGAAUAUAUAGCAUGCGAGCUAUCUUCUUUAAGACAAUGGCACUAUGUUGUUUUCAUUCUUCAAAGACCUAUUUAUAGUGAAAUAAAAAAAUAUCUGAUUUUAAGUAGUCUUUAUUGCCUGACUUUACAAGUACUUGAAGGAAGAACAACUACUAUAUUCAUCCCUGGAAAGAAAUAUGGAGAAGAAAUUGAUCAGCAGGUUACUCUUUCAAUUCAAACCAGUUUUUGGUCAUUUAUUGAUGUGGAUGCUUCUUGCAAAAAGCAUAUCCAAGGAGAUAAUACUCUAAUAGGCCAAAUGGUAAGUAACGUUUCUUUGCUAGAAUUGCACAAUGACAUUAAUUAAAAAUACCUAAUAGCUUUUAGAGUGACAUUGAUAUACAAAAUUUGCAGCCACUUUCUAGAAAGUGAUUUCCUCCAGUCAUGCAAUCUAUUUUCAUCAGUGAAUUGAGGUACCGGUAGUUUCUACAAUAUUAAAACUAGGACUAUAGUGCAUGCAUGCGUUAAAUAGACCAAGAGUGCUAAAUGAAAUGUUCCAAAAUGUGUUUCUCAGAAAAACCACUGAAUUUUACAUUUUUCUAGAUACCCUCAGUCCCAAAUAAUUCACUUGCUGGUUUUGUCUGGAAACCAUAUGAAGUUCUGUUCUGAAAUAUAAAUAUUGAUUUUGUCUAGGAUUUAAGCUUUAUUUCAGCUAACGUUAUAGAUGCUUUUUGGCUUCUGAUACACUGCAAUGAAUCAGCAUUUUCCAAUCCAGUUCUUCCUGUUGUGAAUCUCCUUUUAAAAAAGGCCAUCAAUCCAGAAGAUGCAGUCUAUGCUAUCUCCAAACAGUUUGGAACACAAGAUUAUGAGGAGGUAACUAGACAUUAUGAAUUGAACCCAACAAGCGGGGCAGUUUGAUAAGCUGCUGUUCUAUCAAUCAUAUUUCUGAUUAUGUGCAUUUGAAUAAUGAGGAUCCCUUUUGUUCCUCUGCUACUUUAACUUCAAUUUGUACAAGUAACCAACUUACAAAAUAUAUGUUAUGUGUCUAACUAGACAUAUUUGCUAAAGGACUCGUCUGCACUUUAUCAAAUUCAGACAAUUUCAAUGUCCAAUAUUCAGAAUAGGAAUGAGAACUUUUCUUACACUAAAUCUACAUCUUUAGUAAAGCUGUGAAAUCCAACAGUGGCUUCAAAAUACAAGUGAAAAGAAGCAAGGAAGGUGUUUGACCCCACACUUACUUGACUGCAGAACGGUGUACCAACCGUGCUAAAUCAUGAGUAUCUUAACUUCCAUGGUGAUUGGUGUAAACUGUCUUAAGCAGUUAGGAAGUAAGUUGAGUUUGUAUUUAUGCAACCACUCAUAUAAUCCACAUUUUUUCCUAUUUUAAAAUCAUGUUCUUUGUAAUGUGAAAAUAUGUCAAGAAUAAUGAAUUGACAAAUUAUUAAUAUUUUAAUGAAAAUUGUGUCUUGGAAAAUACUUUUUAAAGCGAUACACCUGAAAUUUAAAGAUCACUGGUAAAUCUAGUGAUUUUUCCACAGAAUUCAUAAACCAAUGAAAUAAUUUAUGUCAUUUUAGUUCCUUGCUUUCUCCAAAAAUUUGCAUGUGGAACUCUGUUCAGAAGCAGAAAGGCUGAUUCACGGUUACUACUUAGCAAGUCGCAGAGUCAGAACACAUCCUGUUCAUGGAUCAAAUCUCUCAGCAACUGCACUGAAUAUCUUGUAGGUUUUCAUUUACAUGUCAAGUAUGUGUUCUUCAAAAUUUGUAUUUAACCUGUGUAAUAAUUCUGCAUAAGUAACUAUGAUAAACCCAAAUCUGAUGGCUAUAAGCCAAAAUAUUCCUUUGUUUUCCAAAAGCUGGGAAAGAAAAUAGGAUCAGUCAUUCCACCAUCAUCAUGUUCCUAAUACAUUUCCCCUUAGCUAUGUAAGUUAUAGAAUACAUAAUUAUAUGCACUUUUGGUCUGUUUUAGAAAUGUCAGUUUAUAUGCAUAUCACUUCUGGAGGAAGUGCUUAUGCAUUUUCUUGGGAAUCAUUCAGCGUGCUCAGAAGAAAUUAUUCAAAUUAGACACAGGAUUGUUCGCUUCCUGUUUCUUAAAUUGCGACAGCUUAUCUGUAUAAGUUACAUGUGAACAAAUGUGUAAUUUCAAGCAGCACUAAUCUUAGAUUUUGUAAAAAAAUAAUAAAGUUUAAGAGCUCAAAAGCCAUUUUAUAUAACUUUGUUUUGUUACAUUUCUGAAUAUGAUGUAUCAGUUUAAACUUGACUCUCAUAGCCAGUUUUUCAAGAGAAUUCAUAAGCUCCUUCCAAACCUCACAAAUGGUAAUCUAAUAGAGUUGCCCACCUCUCUAUUAUCAUUAAUAGAUAAAGAUCUAUGUAUAAGUUAUACAUUAAUUAACAAUUGGGCGUGCACAGUAGAGGGUAUUUGCCUUGCGCACUAUAGCUAUUUUAACCAAUAUGGCUCCAUCUCUAUCAGCCUAAAACCACACCUCUGUUUGUACUUGUAACUGACCUGAAUUACAUCAAAAAUACACAAGUCCCAUUUCUCCCCAUACAUGUCUGUAGCAGCUACAUUUCACUGUGUGUAAAGAUUCAUACAACAUCUCUGGCAACAGACUUCGUUAUUAAAAUUUUGUACAACUGAUUUAAAAUUAUAAAAUUUAUGUUUGUACUGUAGGAUUUCACUGUCUAAAGCACAUGCUAAGCUGAGUUUAAGAACAGAAGUACUUGAAGAAGAUGUUUUGAUUGCUGUAUUACUAUUUGAAUCAUCUCUCACUUUAAAAUACGGUAUAAACCUUUUAACUGAACCUUUCUUAAUGAGGGCUAUUAAAAUACUGUAACCACGUAAAAUCCUUAAACGCAGGGUGCUUUUAUGAUUGGGCUGAAAAGCAGAGCUCCAAAUACUGAAUGUCUGGUUACCUCUCAAGGUUCUGCUUGUCCACCCCAAGUCUCAUUUCCAUGGAUGAGAUUUCUCUUCCCUUCCUUUUGUGUUGACAUCACCAUCUAUUGAAGAGUCCGCAUUGAAGGGCACUGUCAGAAACAAGACACUUGACACUCCUGCACUUGGUUCCUAUAAAGAGCCCCUCUUUCUCGCACAAAAUAUAUUGCGUCCAUCUUGACCUAGAUGCCACUGUAAUGAGUGAAUUCAGAGAAGUGUCCAGUGCAUCAUCUAGUCUGGUUUUGUGCGAUAAAUUUCAAUUACUGCUAUUCAGACUCACAACUCGAGGUACUCCUGUAGGAUACUGAUCAUGUGGACCCAUUUCAAUUGGAUAUGCACCCAGGAUAUGAGACUAACAGCUUUGGUUGAUAAGUUGAACUGGGAUUUGAAUUGGAUGUGUCUUCAUGCACUCAUAUUAGCUCCCUUGGAAACAGCAUCCUUAAAAAGAGCAUUUAAAAAAUGACAGGCCAGUUUUAAAACCAGAAAUAUAUUUAUUAGUACAGCAACAGAGAAAGACUGAAUGAGGCCAAUUCUAAGAACCAACUAUAUUUUUGAAUAUAAAAAAAUCUUAACAUCUGAAAGUACUUAUAGAUGGAGAAACAUUCUGCCCAUACUUACUGUGUUCAGAAACCUGUUACCUACAUGGAUGGCUAUCACUGGAUAUUUCUAUGUGAAAUUUUGAUUGAUGUAAAUCACAUUUUCAAUUAUACUUUAUCAUUUUCUAGUUAAAAUAAAUUAUACAAAUUUAAUCCUCUACUUUUAUUUUCACAGGUGCUUCUGUGUUUUGUGUGGCCCCAAAUGCUGUGUUUCCAUUUGAACUCAAUAGUGAAAACUCUCUGAAUCAAAGGGAUAUUUACUUGAUGCAGUGCCUUCAACAGUUGAAACAAUUUGUUGCUACAUAUGGACCUGCAACAGAUGUUCUUAUUAGCGAGGAUUAG